AUGGAACAAGGAAAAGGGACCAGAACAACCGCAAAGGCAAACGAACCCCCCGCUGCCCGCUAUUCUCAGGGACCUCUUCUACCUAUCGAAACGACGCUACUUCCUCUUCCGCCCCCUCCAUCCGCUUCCAGGCUCUGUCUGUGCCCCUCCAAAAAAGACCCUUGCCGGCCGCUGCGGGAGUCCAACGUUGGAAAAGAACUAGAAAGGUGGCGGAAGCUGCGAAUCUGCUCAGCCACAUCACCAAUAAUCUCGCGUCUUCCUCUUCCUCCCUCACUUUUCAACUUCAAUUCAGCCCUUUCCUUUAAGAAUCCGCCUUGUCCAGCCGCUGGCCCAUGUCGCUCCCACAUCCAGGCGUACACACGAACCACUGGCAUUCCACACUCGAGCCACUCCGUGAGCCAUGGCACCCAACCGCCUGUCCCGCAGUCGGCCGAGUGCCUUACUCAAGUUCCUUGCGCAGCUCAUAUUCCCUUUAUUUGCACGACACAGCAAGUCGAGGCUUUGGUCAAGGUUGUCACUGAGGAUCCUGCAUACAAAGGGCGAUGCGUCAGCUGGCCUGCGACUUCGCUUACCUUACAGCGUAUCUCUCCGAGUCUGGCGCUGGCUUUCACGGAGCAUUCGCUCUCGGGACCUUCGCUUUUGAACAAUCUCGACGGUGUGACUGUAUCUCAUGAAUCAGCGGCGACUUUACACGAAAUGGCAGUCGCGAGUUUCGCCAUUGCCGAAGAUCUGGCACGGAUCGUUGGACAGGUUCAUCGUGACGCCUCCUACCACUACCACAAAAAGGGAACCAACGGCCCGUAUCUGCCUCUCUUCACGAUACCACCAGCUGCCCGGGUCAUGUCGUGUUAUCUACAUCGGAUGGACCGAAUCAUGUCAGCUGGGCUUUCCACACAGCUCAUGGAAUAUGCAGCCCGCCGCCUUGGUCAGUCAUCAUCCAUCCUCUUCCUCCUGCGGCGCGCGCCAUACGAAUGCGAUGGGGACUUUUCAUGCAUGGUGAUUCCAUCCUACAAUUCCAAUGAUAUUAUGCCGCGUCCCACGUACCUAAGGCACGCUCUCGGAGAUAAUUGGCUCACCGUCAGCGUUUGUAUGGAAGAUCGUCUGCAAAGUUUAGAUCAGAUCCACGAUCUGCGCAUGCCGUUUCCGAGGACCAAACAGUAUCUCAUGCUUUUUCAACAUACUUGUGGGGGGAGUCCAGAAAGCAUCUUGGGAGAAGGCGGUAAUGCAAACCGUCUCCUUCCUUUCGUGAAGUCAUUACCCGUCUUCACCUCCAGUACACUUGCUUCUCUUCUCUACGCAACCGCGAUCUGUAGACUUGCACUUCCUCUCCUCAUACAACAAGAUAUCCAUCUUCAGCCACAACGAAAACACCGCGACAACAUGGCCGGCAAAAAGUCCGCCACGGCCGACCGCGGUCCAACUGCCAUGCACAAGUAUCGCGGCACUGGUUUCGAGGAAUUCUAUGCCGACCCUCCCAUGGCUCCUGCCGAAGCCCAGGAGGAGCGUGAGAACAUCUACAGCCUAGAGUUGACCUUUGCCGAACGCAUACAAUCAUGCAUCCAGCGCUACCGCGCUCGCCGCCGUCUGGGCGCUUCCGACCGGAUCUUCAACAAGUACCUCUUCUUGGGAGGCAUCGACACCACACCUCGCAUGUUUGGCGGCAAUGUAGAUGCCGACCUCAAGGACAUGACACCGGCAGAGAGACGAGAAGCAACGGCCAUUGACACCGUCUACAGCUCCGGCGGUGGUGCGCGGUUCUACAACGACGAUGAUCCCGAUGGCUGGGAUGUCGACUUUGCCGGUGUAGUCGCGGGUUUUUGCUCCGAGACGCUCCCGAACGAGACGGCCUGGGACUACGCGCAGAUGGGCAAGGCGGUUGGCCUGCUAGAGAACUUUCUCACCUAUAUCCUCCACCACGACGUGUGCCCAGAGUAUGACGCCAAUGUCAAAGAAGCUCUGGAUCUCUGCCAAAAGGCCAAAGUCGACCUGCCGUUGUCUCAUCAAGCUCUCCUCCGAUUUCCUGGCCAAUUCAAUUUGGCGCUGUCGGAGCUGUUUUGCAAUGACUUUUUCUUCUUUGGAGACGCCGAGGAAUUCCAGCGGCCAAUGGAUUUCUCCCCUGAAGCAGUUUUCAAGGUUGCAAUGGCAAUGAAUGCUACCCAGGAGCAGUUCAAUGCUGUCACUAAUAGUCUGAAGUACGGCACCAUUGAGGUCAUCGGCGAGGAGGAGUGCAGCGUCGAGAUUAUCUCCAUUCACCGGCCGAAUGAUGAGGCGCACAGGCUCACACGGAGCAUUCGUCUAGGUAAGGGACACCGAUUCGAGCCCGUCGGAAUAAUCAUCACGAAGCCUUGCGUCAUUGAGGAUGGCUACGACUACGGAGAGGAUAUCAUUUUGUCUGAUGAACAGCGGGACACCUUCUACCUGGAAGAUUCAAUCCUGCAGCGCCUGAAGCCAGGUUUCAAACUGCAACUCUGCGUAUGCGAGCUCAACAUUGGCAUCAAGUUUGUGAAGCAGGCUCGUCAAGUUCUCGUGGAAUGGUACACCUUCCUGCCGCAGAACCUCAUGCGACACUACAAGGAGCCCGUACCUAAUGAGCGCCCUGCCCCAUCGGCCAUCAAGGAAGACGCGAAGACCGGCAAGCAAGAAGCUGUAACUAACUGA
Colletotrichum lupini is the source of this 2658-nucleotide messenger RNA. Its product is annotated as argonaute siRNA chaperone complex subunit Arb1. Gene Ontology annotation, biological process: regulatory ncRNA-mediated gene silencing. Lineage: Eukaryota; Fungi; Ascomycota; Sordariomycetes; Glomerellales; Glomerellaceae. Gene Ontology annotation, cellular component: ARC complex. Bases 1 to 2658 code for a protein of 885 amino acids. The record is from RefSeq and is a predicted model, not a curated record. The transcript is spliced from 13 exons.